Molecule: messenger RNA, 387 nt
Organism: Dentiscutata erythropus
Lineage: Eukaryota; Fungi; Glomeromycota; Glomeromycetes; Diversisporales; Gigasporaceae
Source: the annotation of a GenBank genome assembly
AUGAAUGAUAAGAAUGACCAGGAUCAUAUGAAAUUGUUGUUCGAUAUAUUUUUAGGACUACGUCCUAAACUUAUCUCUGGUACUCCGAAAUGCUAUGCCGACGUCAUGAUCAGAUGCUGGGAUGCUGACCCAUUAAAAAGACCAUCUAGCGAUGAAUUAUUAAGUAUAAUUACUGCAUGGAACAAUCGUUCUAGGGACAAGAUUCAAUUUGAGUCAGUCGAUAUAAAAACUCAAGGACUUAAAAAACGCCAACGUCAGUAUUUCGACCUAAACUCUUCCCAAAGACUUGAAAUAAUGAAUUCGAAUUUGAAUUACAGUUCGAUCCCAAGUCUGAAACAUCCGAAAUUGGCGAAAACGAACGAAACUGGGAGAAACUUGAACUUUGUA